UAAAGGAUAAUUCCCCGACCCGGUGAUCUGUGCAUUCCCCCAGCCUUCUCCUCCUUCUCCAGGUCGUUUUGUACUGUGCUCGUCAUCUUAGUCGAGAGCGGAGAGCCACUCUUCUCAAACCUACCCGUCCACCAUCUAGACUUUCCCGCUGGAAUCAUCCCCUUGGCCCAUCAAUCAUGAAGAAGUUUCUUGGCCUGAGGGGCCAGGCCCUUAACUGGGCUGUUGGCAUGAUAGCCGGGUGUGACUUUCUUCUCUUUGGAUAUGACCAGGGCGUCAUGGGGGGUAUCCUUACUCUGCCCAUCUUCCUGAGCCAGUUCCCCGACAUCAACCCAGACCUUGAAGGACUCACGCCGCACGAGUCGUCGAAUCGGGCGACAUAUCAAGGUAUUUCUGUCGCUUCAUACAACUUGGGAUGCUUCUUCGGUGCCGUCAUUAGCAUCUUUAUCGGGAACCCCCUUGGCCGCAAGCGCAUGAUCAUGCUGGGUACUUCGAUCAUGAUUGUCGGGGCCAUACUCAUGGCCAGUGCAACCACCCUGGAGCAUUUCAUUAUUGGCAGAAUCAUCACCGGGCUUGGGAACGGCGGCAACACGUCGACGGUUAGUGACCCCUAUGGUUCUUGCCUUCUUUUGAGACAAUAUGUCUUUGCUAACCUUUGCUCUCUUCAGGUCCCUACGUGGCAGUCUGAAACCUCGAAGGCGCAUAAGCGUGGACAACUCGUCAUGAUAGAGGGUGCCCUCAUCACCUGCGGCAUCAUGAUCAGUUAUUGGGUCGAUCUUGGAUUCAGCUUCGCCCCGGGCUCCGUGGCAUGGCGAUUCCCCUUGGCCUUCCAGAUCGUCUUCUGUAUCUUCAUUCUCAUCUUCAUCCCCUUCCUCCCGGAGUCCCCGCGCUGGUUGAUCCUGAAGAACCGGGAGGAGGAGGCGAGGGAGAUCCUCGCGGCACUGUCCGACGUCGAGCUGACCCACCACUCCGUGGACAAUGAUGUCAUUGCCAUCAAGGAGACCGUCGAGGAGAUGUCCAAGGGCAAGUUCUCGGACCUCUUCACCAUGGACAAGGACCGCAACCUCCACCGCACGCUCCUCGCCUACACCAACCAAAUGUUCCAGCAGAUCUCCGGCAUCAACCUCAUCACCUACUACGCCGCCGUCAUCUACAGGAACCUCGGCAUGACCGACUUCAUGUCCCGCCUGCUGGCGGCGCUCAACGGCACCGAGUACUUCAUCGCGUCGUGGCCCGCCGUCUUCCUGGUCGAGCGUGUGGGGCGGCGCAAGCUCAUGCUCUUCGGCGCGGCUGGCCAGGCCGGGACGAUGGCGAUCCUGGCGGGCGUCAACUCGGACGAGGACAACAAGGGCGCGCAGGUGGCGGCGGUGGUGUUCCUCUUCGUCUUCAACACCUUCUUCGCCAUCGGCUGGCUCGGCAUGACGUGGCUGUACCCGGCCGAGAUCGUGCCCCUGCGCAUCCGCGCGCCCGCCAACGCGCUCUCGACGUCGGGCAACUGGAUCUUCAACUUCCUCGUCGUCAUGAUCACGCCCGUGGCGUUCAACACCAUCGGCUACCAGACGUACAUCAUCUUCGCCGUCAUCAACGCCUUCAUGGUCCCGUGCGUCUACUUCUUCUACCCGGAGACGGCCUACCGGUCCCUCGAGGAGAUGGACACCAUCUUCCACAAGGUCCACGGCUGGCGCGGCGCCUUCACCGUCGUUCACCAGGCCCGCGUCGAGCCCCGCUGGUACGGCAAGAACGGCGAGCUGCUCAUCGACUACGAGAACACGGCCGAGCACCGCCAGCACAUGCGCCAGACCGCCGGCGCCGGCGUGGUGAUGGGGGAGAAGGUCGAUGGGGACAAGGAGGAGGGCAGCAGCCCCGGCACCGGCACCGACGCGGGCGGGAAAAGUGGUGAGGAUGAUCAGAGGGCUUCGAUCUAGGAGAGAUUAUUUAACUUCCGGCGGAGAGGACUCCGGAUACCCGCAGCCGGGAAAGUCAUUGUUGUCAUACC
Molecule: messenger RNA, 1993 nt
Organism: Phialemonium atrogriseum
Lineage: Eukaryota; Fungi; Ascomycota; Sordariomycetes; Cephalothecales; Cephalothecaceae
Exons: 3
Coding region: 177-1922 (581 amino acids)
Biological process (GO): carbohydrate transport; transmembrane transport
Cellular component (GO): membrane
Molecular function (GO): carbohydrate:proton symporter activity
Source: RefSeq, a predicted model, not a curated record